Molecule: messenger RNA, 1493 nt
Organism: Marmota flaviventris (yellow-bellied marmot)
Lineage: Eukaryota; Metazoa; Chordata; Mammalia; Rodentia; Sciuridae
Source: RefSeq, a predicted model, not a curated record
CUGAGGAGGACAUGAGAAGGAACCAUGGAUCUCGUAGCCUUGGUGGAAGCCAUUAUGGAAGAAGUGGCCUGUCCCAUCUGCAUGAGCUUUCUGAAAGAGCCUGUGAGCAUUGACUGUGGCCACACCUUCUGCCAUAGCUGUCUCUUUGGACUCUGGCAAGUCCCAGCAGAAUCUGAGAACUGGGGUUACACCUGUCCCCUUUGUCGAGCUCCUGUCCAGCUAAGAAACCUGCGUCCUAAUUGGCAGCUGGCCAGUGUUGCAGAAAAAGUUCGUUUGUUACAGCUUUGUCCAGGAAUGGAGCUGAAAGGCGAUGUGUGUGAGCUCCACAGGAAAGAGAUAAAAAUGUUCUGCAAAGAGGAUGGACUGAUGAUGUGUGAGGCCUGCAGCCAGUCCCCAGAGCAUGAAGCCCACAGUGUCCUGCCCAUGGAGGAUGUUGCCUGGGAGUACAAGUGGAAGCUCCACGAGGCUCUGGAACAUCUGAGGAAAGAACAAGAGGAGGCCUGGAACCUGGCAGUUAGUGAGAAGAAACGAACUGCCCAUUGGAAGAUACAGGUGGAAAUCCGAAAGCGAAGUAUCAUGUGGGAGUUUGAGAAGUAUCGUCAAUUACUAAAUAAUCAACAGCCACCAGGUCGGCAGCUAGAGGUGGAGGAAGCUGCAGCUCUGGCCAGUCUAGAACAGGAGAAAGAAGAGACUGUGCAUAAGCUGGAAUUGAGUUACAAGGAGCUCAGCCAGCAGAGCCAGGUCUUAUGGAAGAUGGUUGCAGAGUUGGAAGAGAGGUAUCAGAGACCUGUCCGUUGGAUGCUGCAGGGUAUUCAGGAAAUCUUAAACAGGAGCAAGUCUUGGAGCCUGCAGCAGCCAGAACCAGUCUCCCUGGAACUGAAGACAGAUUGCCGUGUCCUGGGGCUGAGAGAAAUCCUGAAGACAUAUGCAGCUGAUGUGCGCCUGGAUCCAGAUACUGCUUAUUCCCGACUGAUCGUGUCAGAGGACAGAAAAUGUGUGCACUAUGGAGAAAUUCAACAGAAACUCCCUGACAAUCCUGAAAGAUUUUACCGCUAUAAUAUUGUCCUUGGCAGCCAGUGCAUCUCCUCAGGCCGGCACUACUGGGAGGUAGAGGUGGGAGACAGGUCUGAAUGGGGUCUUGGAGUGUGUACAGAAAAUGUAGACCGGAAGGAGGUAGUCUAUUUAUCCCCCCAGUAUGGAUUCUGGGUGAUAAGGCUGAGGAAGGGAACUGAGUACCGGGCAGGCACUGAUAAAUACCUGCUUCUGUCCUUGCCAGUUCCUCCUCACCGCGUGGGGGUCUUCCUAGAUUAUGAGGCCCAUGAUAUCUCCUUCUAUAAUGUGACUGACAAUGGCUCCCACAUUUUCACUUUCCCCCCUCAUCCCUUCCCUGGACGCCUCCUGCCCUAUUUUAGUCCUUGCUACAGCAUUGGUGCAAACAACACUGCUCCUCUGACCAUCUGCUCCCUGGAUGGUGAGAACUAAGAAAGGUACCA